AUGGAGGAGGGGGUGGAAAGUUAUCUGGUCGCUUGUGGGGGCCGGGCUGAGUCCUUCCUGCCCGACGCAGGCUGGGACCAGCCAGUCGCCCUGCUCAGUGGACCUGGGAUGUCGAGAUCCUGCCUGGCUUUCCCGGCUGGGAAGCUUCUGUUUGUGGAGCGUGGAGUUGCGAUACCUUGGAAUGGAACAGUGGUGCUUGAAGGUCCUCCGAGCCAGCUCCUUGCUGGUUCUAUGUACGACGGCUUGUCUGACAAUUACAACUACGGGACCACCAAUAGGAGCACCUACUACUCCAAGUUCCAAGCAGGAAAUGGCUCCUGGGGAUAUCCGGUCUACAACGGGACCCUCAAGCGGGAGUCUGACAACAGGCGCUUCAGCUCCUACAGCCAGAUGGAGAGCUGGGGCCGGCAGUAUCCGCGGGGCGGCUGUGCCACCCCCGGCGUGGGCAGUGACAUCUGCUUCAUGCAGAAGAUCAAGGCGAGCCGCAGUGAGCCCGACCUCUACUGCGACCCGAGGGGCACCCUGCGCAAGGGCACGCUGGGCAGCAAGGGCCACAAGACCACCCAGAACCGUUACAGCUUCUACAGCACCUGCAGUGGCCAGAAGCCAGUGAAGAAGUGCCCCAUGCACCCCCCCUCCUGCACCUCCAAGCAAGACCCGGUGUGCGUGCCUCCCAUCUCCUGCAACAAGGACCUGUCCUUUGGCCACUCGAGGGCCAGCUCCAAGAUCUGCAGCGAGGACAUCGAGUACAGCGGGCUGACCAUCCCCAAGGCCGUGCAGUACCUGAGCUCCCAGGAUGAGAAGUACCAGGCCAUCGGGGCCUAUUACAUCCAGCACACCUGUUUCCAGGAUGAGUCUGCCAAGCAGCAGGUAACGGACUGGCUGCCACGGCCCUUCCUGGUCUACCUGGGCAGGACUGACGGGCUGCUCUGGAACCUGUCAUCCACGGAUGAGCUGAAGGAGGAGCUCAUCACCAACGCCCUGCCCGUCCUGGCCGACCGCGUCAUCAUCCCCUUCUCCGGCUGGUGUGACGGCAACCGUAACGUGACCAGAGAGGCAGUGGAUCCUGAGGUCUUCUUCAAUGCCACCGGCUGCUUGAGGAACCUGAGCUCCGCGGACCUGGGCCGGCAGACCAUGCGUAACUACACGGGCCUCAUUGACUCCCUGGUGGCCUAUGUCCAGAACUGCGUGGCGGCCAGCCGCUGUGAUGACAAGUCCGUGGAGAACUGCAUGUGCAUCCUGCACAACCUCUCCUACCGCCUGGACGCGGAGGUGCCCACCCGCUACCGCCAACUGGACUACAACACCCGCAAUGCCCACACGGAGAAGUCGUCCACCGGCUGCUUCAGCAGCAAGAGCGACAGGAUGAUGAACAACAACUAUGACUGCCCCCUUCCUGAGGAAGAGACCAACCCUAAGGGCAGCAGCUGGCUGUACCACUCGGACGCCAUCCGCACCUACCUGAAUCUCAUGGGCAAGAGCAAGAAAGAUGCCACCCUGGAGGCCUGUGCCGGCGCCUUGCAGAACCUGACGGCCAGCAAGGGGCUGAUGUCCAAUGGCAUGAGCCAAUUGAUUGGGUUGAAGGAGAAGGGCUUGCCGCAGAUUGCCCGCCUCCUGCAGUCCGGGAACUCCGACGUGGUGCGGUCUGGAGCCUCCCUCCUGAGCAACAUGUCCCGCCACCCGGUGCUGCACAGAGUGAUGGGGAACCAAGUGUUCCCAGAGGUGGCCAGGCUCCUCACCAGCAACACCAGCAACACCAACAACUCCGAGGACAUCCUGUCGUCGGCCUGCUACACCGUGAGGAACCUGAUGGCCUCCCAGCCACAGAUGGCCAAGCAGCACUUCUCCAGCAGCAUGCUCAACAACCUCAUCAACUUGUGCCGCAGCAGCUCCUCCCCCAAGGCUGCAGAAGCUGCCCGCCUCCUCCUGUCUGACAUGUGGUCCAUCAAGGAACUGCAGGCUGUCCUGAGACAGCAAGGCUACGAUAGGAACAUGCUGGGCAACUUGACCGGGGCCAACAGCCUGAGAAACUUCACCUCCCGAUUCUAAGAGACACUGUCCCAGCAAGUUCAGCGUGCAGCACCGCUGCGACCCAGCUGAGACGCCCGGGCCUCGCUGGCUGGAGUGCUCCGUCCACCCUGUGCAGUAUUUGGAGACAUUCAAAUGCCACUGAGGGAAACCUAGCACUGUGGACGAUGGGGAUAUUGUUAGAUUCUUUUAUGGGGUUUUUUGUU
Messenger RNA from Echinops telfairi (small Madagascar hedgehog), 2234 nucleotides. RefSeq names its product plakophilin 1 (gene PKP1). The record is from RefSeq and is a predicted model, not a curated record. Gene Ontology annotation, molecular function: cadherin binding. The transcript has 13 exons. Gene Ontology annotation, biological process: cell-cell adhesion; cell-cell junction assembly; intermediate filament bundle assembly. The coding region runs from base 1 to 2049 and encodes 682 amino acids. NCBI's taxonomy places the organism in Eukaryota, Metazoa, Chordata, Mammalia, Afrosoricida, Tenrecidae. Gene Ontology annotation, cellular component: adherens junction; nucleus; plasma membrane.